AUGAGGACCACCGAGAACUUUGACGGGGCUAGCGCCACGCCAAGCGCUCCCGGCGCUCCCAAGGACGGGUUCAUCUAUCUGGAGGCGCUCCUGGAGGGAGGGGCUCCCUGGGGCUUCACUCUGAAAGGUGGCUUGGAGCACGGAGAACCGUUGAUCAUUUCCAAGAUUGAAGAAGGGGGCAAAGCUGACCUGGUGAGCUCCAAAUUGCGAGCUGGGGAUGAAGUUGUGCACAUCAAUGAGGUGGUGCUGAGCAGCUCCAGAAGGGAAGCCGUAUCCCUAGUGAAGGGAUCCUACAAGACCCUCCGGCUGGUUGUGCGCAGAAAUGUGUGUGCAGAUCCGGGCCAUGCAGAUCCUGAUGUCUCUGACUCCUCCAGCCUAGAGCAGCUCAUCUCUGGUCCCGAGCAUAGGAAAGCAUCCUGGUCAGGAGGGGUGAAACUUCGGCUAAAGCACAGGCGCAGUGAGCCUGCAGGCCGUCCUCACACGUGGCAUACAACCAAAUUUGGGGAGAACCGACCUCAUGCCAGCAUGAUGCAGAUAUCUCAGGGCACGAUGGGCCCUUCUUGGCACCAAAGCUACCAUUCCAGCUCUUCUACAAGUGACCUCUCUAGCUACGACCAUGCUUAUCUGAGACGGAGCCCUGACCAGUGCAGUUCCCAGGGGAGCAUGGAAAGCCUGGGGCCCAGUGGAGGGUACCCACCCUGUCAUCUUCUUUCUCCUGCCAAAUCCACCAGUAGCAUUGACCAGCUCAGCCACCUCCACAACAAGAGAGACUCAGCAUACAGCUCCUUCUCCACCAGUUCUAGCGUCCUCGAGUAUCUACCCCCUGGUGUCUCCAACCGUGAGCAAUCAGGCUCCAUGGACAUAACUUCUGGUAGAGGUGGCAUCCUAGAAGGGAUGAAGCAGGCAGACAUCCGCUACGUCAAGACAGUUUAUGAUACCCGGAGGGGAGUCUCAGCUGAAUAUGAAGUGAACUCUUCAGCCCUGCUUCUUCAAGGUAGGGAUGCCCCAACAUCAACAAAUAGUCAGGGCUAUGAUAAAUGGCAUAGUAUUCCUCGAGGCAAGGGAGCACCAUCCCCUUCCUGGAACCAGCAGUGUCCUAGUUCCUUAGAGAUGACCACUGACAACCUGUCUCAUGUGGGCGCACCCUUGCCCCCAACUCGGAGUGACAGUUAUGCUGCCUUUCGGCAUCGUGAGCGUCCCAGCUCCUGGUCUAGCCUUGAUCAGAAACGUUUUUGCCGGCCUCAGACAAACUCUUCAGGCUCCUUGAAAUCCCCAUUUAUUGAGGAACAGCUACAUACUGUCCUAGAGAGGAGUCCAGAGAGCAGCCCCCCAGUGAAGCCCAAGCAUAGUUAUACCCAGAAGACCCAACCUGGCCAGCCUCUGCUUCCCACUGGCAUCUAUCCUGUACCUUCUCCAGAGCCACACUUUGCCCAGGUGCCCCAACCUUCUGUAAAUAGUAACGGUACACUGUACCCUGCACUGGCCAAGGAGAGUGGAUAUGCAGCCACUCAGGGUGCUUGCAAUAAGAUAGCUACUUUGGAUGAGAAUGGGAACCAAAAUGGAGCUGGCAGGCCUGGGUUUGCCAUUUGCCAUCCCCUAGAACAUGAUUCACUGUCCCCAGAGGAAAUGAAGCCAGAACCCACUGCCACUUAUAUCCCCUGCAAAGUCCAUUUUUCCUCAGUGCCUGAAAAUGAGGACUCCUCCCUGAAGAGACAUCUCACACCUCCCCAAGGCAACACCUCACAUCCCAGUGACAGAAAGAACACCCACAGCAAUAGACCAUGUUCUAAUCACAGCUUCCAAUCCCCUCAAGUGGGUGAUGAAAGGAAACUGUCCAAGCCCUCAGAACCCUGGGAGGGUGACUUCCAAGAAGACCACAAUGCCAACCUCCAGCAGAAACUGGAGAAAGAAGGCUUAAGCCAGAGCCUGUCCAGCAACUUUGGCAGGACCAAGUUAGCCUUAUCUCUCCAGAACAUUCCAGAGAGUAUAAGAAGACAGAGCAACCAGGAACUAGGAGGAGCCCAGGAGGGUUACCCUGGGAGCAGGCCCACCUGUGCAGGGAACACCAAGGUGGAGGACCCUGAAAGGAAAGUCGUGGCUGGCCACAGGAGCUACCCAAACAGGCCUGUUUCCUAUCCAAAGCCUGAAGGGAAAACAAACACCUCAACCUCUUUCCACAGUACUGACUCAAGGAAUGAAGAACCAGCAGUCCCUGCACACCAGCAGACAUCCAGCCUGGGCGGGAGACUCAACUCAGGCAGUACCUCCGCCUUGCAGUAUAGGAAACCCCACUGCUCCGUGUUGGAGAAGGUAUCCAAAAUAGAGCAGCGAGAACAAGGGAGUCAUAGACCCUCUAGUGUGGGCAGCUCCAGUUAUGGCCUUAACUAUAGGCCCAACAGGACCGGCCUGACUUCCAGUACUUCUGGGAGUGACUUUGAGGAACCAAAGGCCAGUAUCCAUUAUUCAGAGUUCACUGAGCCACGCAAUGGGGAACCGAACUGCCAAACCAGCGACCCUAAGUUGGAAGAGGUUUCCUGGCAGCCCUGUGGUUAUCCAUUAAGGAAGGAUGCGGAUGGCCGCCGAGGGCGUCCACUUGGAGGCAGUGAGCCCCUGAGGCCAGACACCCGCCUGCUCCGCAGCCAGAGCACCUUUCAGCUCUUCAGUGAAGUGGAGAAAGAAGCUGUGUGGUCGGUGGACAGGCCCAGGACGCCAGAGUCACCCAUGUUGGAUGUGCCCUUCAGCCGUACCUACAGAAACAGUAUCAAAGAUGCCCAGUCCCGUGUCCUAGGGGCCACCUCUUUUCGCCGGCGGGACCUGGAGCCAGGGGCCCCUGUGAUCUCGAGGCCCUGGCGCCCCCGGCCAGCCUCAGCCCACGUGGGGCUGCGGAGCCCAGAGAUGCCCAGCACGGCCUCUGCCUCCCCACACACCCCUCGGGAGCGGCACAGCGUGACCCCAGCCGUGACCCCCACCCUGCUGGCACCUUCAGCCACUGCCCGGAGGGGUCCACGCCGCCGCCUGACGCCCGAGCAGAAGAAGCGUUCCUACUCGGAGCCAGGCAAGAUGAAUGAGGUCGGGGUCUCGAAGGAGGAGGCCGAGGGUCCUCCAACGACGGAGGAGCUGCGCCUUCCUGAGAGCACGGUGGCCGACAGGCGCCGCAUCUUUGAGCGUGACAGCAAGGCAGGCUCCCCGCUCAGCCUGUCGGGGCAGGAGCUGAAACAGUUCCAGCAGAGCGCCCUGGCCGACUACAUUCAGCGGAAGACCGGCAAGCGGCCCUCUGCCGCGGCCAGCUGCGGUCCUCCAGAGCCCGGGCUGCGGGAGCGUGCCCAGAGCACCUACCUCCAGCCCAGUAUUGCAGAGCCAGAAGGCAUCGGCAUGGCCUCAGCCUCCAGCCUGAGUUCACUUCGGGAAUCCAGCCUGCAGCCCCGCAGGGAGGGCACCCAUCUCACUACUACCACAGAGGCCCCCCGGGCUCCCAGAGAUCGCAGCAGCUCCUUUGCUGGCGGACGCCUUGUUGGGGAGCGGCGACGCUGGGACCCUCCGGUCCCAAGGGAGCUGCUCAGUGCAGCUAACUGCGGACCAAGGGACAUCCAGAGGGUGGACAGGACCCCUGGAAGGCCCCCUUCCUUGGGAACAGUGGCCAAGAAGCCUGGAAAGUCCAAGUCUGCUGAGGAUUUAUUGGAGCGCUCUGAUGUCCUGGCAGUCCCAGUCCAUGUGAGAUCCAGGUCGUCUCCCACUGCAGACAAGAAAGGUCAGGAUUUGCUUCCGGGAGAAGACAAUGGCUUUGGCUUUGUGAAGGAUCCAGGUUGCUUGGCUGACCCUGGAUCUAGGUCUCUCAGUUAUUCAGACAGAGGCCAAGAAGAAAUGCCAUUGCCCGUACAGCACCCUCAUUGGGGUGGCUCAGGCUGCAAAGCCACUGUUGGUUCAUCAAUUCCUAGCGAAUGCCUUGCAGCCCCAGACCAUCUGAGGCAAGCCAGCAGAAUGCCUUGCCCUAGGCCCCUGUCAGCAGGAAUGCAAGGAUACCUUCUGGAUGCCAUGGUUUGUCCCUUGACCCCACUCAGCUCUCCUCUGCCUUCACCUGUUCCCUCCAGCAAUCAUUCACAACUUGCCACUGAUCAGCAGACUGGAAGGGACAGUCAGGCAGGGCGACAGCCUCUUCCACCCUAUGCCCCUGCAGUGACUCACAGAAGUGAUGGUAACACUCUGACCCAGCCUUCCAGUGCAAGAGUCCAGGAGUUUAACAGUCCAGACCCUGGAGUAGAAGAGGGAAUGUGGAAGAGGGUCUUGCUACCUCAACGUCCCUCUCCACCAUGGGUGAAGUGGGCCCAUGCAGUCAGAGAGGAUAGCCUUUCUGAGGAAGCCUCUGCACCUGAGUUUGCAAACCCAAAGCACUAUAAAAAACAACCAAGUCUUCUGAGUUCAUGCAGCACUUCUGACCCAGACACUCCAGGGAAGGUCUCCCUCCGAAUAUCUGAGUCAACCCUGCAGGCCUCCCCCCCGCCCCGGGAGGACUAUGAUGAUGAAGUGUUUGUGAAGGACUUGCUCCCCAAGGCUACUUCAAGCCCUACAUUUGAAGCUCUUCCUCCACCAUCACCUCCUCCAAUGAGUCAUGAAACUCCAGUGAGUAGCUCGGAUAAUUUUCCUCCACCUCCUCCUCAAGCCCCUUAUGAAGUGCCUGUGGACAGGGAAGCACACAGGGAGCCUGGCAGCAGCUCCAGCAGAUUUUCCAAGGUGACAGUUACAAGGGAAAGGCACGUGUCUGGUGCGGUCCAUUUGGAAGGUAAUCAGAUACUGGCUUCCUCACCACCCAAAGCCUUGGUCAAAGGUUCAGGGGCCAGUGAGUCUGACCCACCUUCCAUCAUGAGUAUUCAGCCCCAAUUCACUGGAUCUCUUGACAAGAAGCCAUCUCCCAGCUGGACCCAAAACCUCAUCCAUGAACCAGUUGGUGAAAUUCAGGAUGUAGAAAAGAAAGUCAGUGCUGAGCCUCAGAAAACCUCAGAAGACAUCAGAACAGAGGCUCUUGCCAAGGAAAUCGUCUAUCAAGACAAAUCUCUGGCAGACAUUUUGGAUCCAGACUCCAGAAUGAAAACAACAAUGGACCUGAUGGAAGGUUUGUUCCCACGAGAUGCUAAUGUGCUGGAGGAAGGCAGAACCAAGAGGAAGGCCUUGCAGAAAACAGUCAGUUGCUCAGGAUGUGAUGGCAAGAGAAGUGAUGACAAGGAAGCAGUGGGCAUGCUGAUCCACUGCCCUGCCUACUACAAUGUAUCUGCUGCCAAGGCUGAGCUUCUGAACAAAAUCAAGGAUAUGCCAGAAGAGGUGAAUGAGGAAGAGGAGCAAGUGGAUGUCAACGAAAAAAAGGCUGAACUCAUUGGAAGCCUCACCCACAAGCUCGAGACCCUCCAGGAAGCAAAGGGAAGUCUCCUCAUGGACAUCAAGCUAAAUAAUGCCUUGGGAGAAGAGGUGGAGGCUUUGAUCAGUGAACUCUGCAAGCCAAACGAGUUUGAAAAAUAUAAGAUGUUCAUAGGCGACUUGGACAAAGUGGUCAACCUGCUGCUCUCCCUCUCUGGGCGCCUUGCCCGUGUUGAAAACGUCCUUAGUGGCCUCAGUGAAGAUGCUAGUAAUGAGGAAAGGAGCUCUCUGAAUGAGAAGAGGAAGAUCUUGGCCGGGCAGCACGAGGACGCUCGGGAGCUCAAGGAGAACCUCGAUCGCAGGGAGCGCGUUGUGCUGGACAUCUUGGCCAAUUACUUCUCAGCCGAGCAGCUCCAGGACUAUCAGCAUUUUGUGAAAAUGAAGUCAACACUCCUCAUAGAGCAGCGGAAGCUGGAUGACAAGAUAAAGCUGGGCCAGGAGCAGGUCAAGUGUCUGCUGGAGUCACUUCCCUCAGACUUCACACCCAAGGCCGGGGUCCUCACCCUGCCCCCAGCACUCACCAGCCACACUACUCCUGCUGCAGGGUGUUUGGUCGGUGGCAUUUGCCCAACAUUAACCUCUCCACUAUAACCUCUUCUAAAAGGCCCAACCAAAAGAUCACCACUUCUCUCAACACUAUUUAAUCUGAAAAAUGUUUCACUAUGAACUACUGUUUAAACUGUGGGUUAUUGGGAUUUUCCUGGGUAAAAAGAACAUUCUAUCCAGGAAGAAGCCAAUUUUUCCUUUCCUGCCUUUCAUGAUUGAUCUUCCGAGAGCUUGAAUGCUGCUGGAAAAUUUCCCCUUAUUACUUUGUAGUAGAAAGAAAGUUAAUGAAACUGCAAACUGAUUGAAGGGUAUUUGAUUGUUUAGAUUUUAACAAGCUGAGGCAACAUGUGUGUGUCACCCUUAGGAAUGUAUCCACAGUGGACUUCCUUGCUGGUGGGCAGUGAACCCUAAUGACAGGGUACAAGUACCAUGAAUGAAGGGUCUGCAACACAAAGCCUUAAAAAGACACACAUUAAGAAAAUUGUAAAGCCUUGAACAUUCUUAUUUAUAAUUUUAAAAAUGAAAAAGAUCAUUGUUUGUGUGCUAACCACUUAUUGAUUCUAUUUUGUGGUGGAUGUAGAUAAUUGUGUUUGAGCUUUGUAUUUUGUGAAAACCUUAAUGAAAAAUUCCAAAGAUAGUCACAUUGAGUAUGGAGACCUA
Molecule: messenger RNA, 6612 nt
Organism: Jaculus jaculus (lesser Egyptian jerboa)
Lineage: Eukaryota; Metazoa; Chordata; Mammalia; Rodentia; Dipodidae
Gene: Shroom3
Product: shroom family member 3
Exons: 11
Coding region: 1-5997 (1998 amino acids)
Biological process (GO): actin filament organization
Cellular component (GO): apical junction complex; adherens junction; apical plasma membrane
Molecular function (GO): actin filament binding
Source: RefSeq, a predicted model, not a curated record